AUGGUUCGAAACAUUGUUGUCCUGGGAGGCAACUCCCACCCCCAGAUGACAGAAAACGUCUGCAACUUCCUUGGCAUCCCGGCCUGUGACCGCAUUCUGUCAAAGUUCUCUGGUGGCGAGAGUCGCUGCGAGAUCAAGGACUCUGUCCGUGGCAAGGAUGUCUACAUCAUCCAGUCCGGCUCUGGCCAUGUCAACGACAACCUCAUCGACCUCUGCAUCAUGAUCUCGGCGUGCAAAAUUGGCUCCGCCAAGCGCGUCACCGCCGUUGUGCCUCUCUUCCCUUACUCAAGACAACCUGACUGGCCCUACAACAAAGCCGGCGCUCCUCUGUCAAAGCCAUCCGAGUCUUCUAAGAAGGACUACACCUUCGAGAGUGUUCCUCCCACACCGCGGCCUGGCGGACCGCGAAGCGCCGGCCUCACCAAUGGGGUUAAUGGCCUCACCGAAAAGCUCUCCAAGAACUCGGAGAAUGGCGCUCGAGAAGUUAAUGGCGACUCGCUGCCGAAGCGAUCAGAUACCAUCUCCAGCGUUGGCUCUAACGGAGUCUACCCCGAUCUCUCACAACGAAGCUUUACGACUCACGAUUACGAGAACCAGACCAAUAUCAAAGGCUUCCAACCCAAGCCUGGUUAUAAGCAAUGGGUUGCCCAGGCCGGCACCCUUGUUGCUGAUCUUCUUACUUGCGCUGGCGCCGAUCACAUCAUCACCAUGGACCUUCACGACCCUCAAUACCAAGGCUUUUUCGACAUUCCCGUCGACAACCUAUACGGUAAAUUUCUUCUCCAAAACUAUAUUCAAACCCACAUCCCCGAUUACAAGGAGGCUGUCAUCGUCUCACCCGACGCCGGUGGUGCAAAGCGAGCUACCGCUAUUGCGGACAGUCUCAACAUGGACUUUGCACUCAUUCACAAGGAACGUCGCCCCAUCAAGUUUACCGACCACCGCAAUGCCAGCAUGAUGCUGGUUGGUGACAUUGCCAAUCGGGUCUGUAUCUUGGUCGACGACCUUGCCGAUACGGCCAACACCAUCACUCGCGCUGCCAAGCUGCUGAAGCGAGAGGGCGCCACUAGAGUUUACGCCCUCAUCACCCACGGCGUCUUCAGUGGAGAUUCCAUUGCCCGCGUCAAUGCCUCCGCCAUUGACAAGGUCAUUGUGACCAACUCGGUCCCGCAGGAGGAGCAUCGUCGUCUGUGCCCGAAAUUGGAAGUGCUUGAUAUUUCGCCAGUCUUUGCUGAGGCCAUCCGCCGCGUCCACCACGGCGAGUCUAUUAGCGUACUCUUCCAACUUGCCUAA
Molecule: messenger RNA, 1293 nt
Organism: Trichoderma virens Gv29-8
Lineage: Eukaryota; Fungi; Ascomycota; Sordariomycetes; Hypocreales; Hypocreaceae
Exons: 2
Coding region: 1-1293 (430 amino acids)
Biological process (GO): 5-phosphoribose 1-diphosphate biosynthetic process; purine nucleotide biosynthetic process
Cellular component (GO): cytoplasm; ribose phosphate diphosphokinase complex
Molecular function (GO): magnesium ion binding; ribose phosphate diphosphokinase activity
Source: RefSeq, a predicted model, not a curated record